AUGCAGGCGUGCGGGGGCGGCGCGGCCGGCCGCCGGGCCUUCGACAGCAUCUGCCCCAACAGGAUGCUGGCGCUGCCUGGCCGGGCGCUGCUCUGCAAGACCGGGAAGCCGGAAAGGAAGUUCGCUCCUCCGCGGAAGUUCUUCCCGGGAUGCACAGGCGGGAGCCCGGUGUCCGUGUACGAGGAUCCCCCAGACGCCGGGCCCACUGCGCUGCCAGCCCUCACCACCAUAGACCUGCAGGACCUCGCGGACUGCUCUUCGCUACUCGGGUCCGACGCGCCGCCUGGUGGUGACCUAGCCGCAUCGCAGAACCAUUCCCUCCAAACGGAAGCGGACUUCGAUCUGCGGGAUUUCAGAGACACAGUGGAUGAUCUCAUUGCAGAUUCAUCCUCUAUGAUGUCACCUACCCUGGCCAGCGGAGACUUCCCCUUCUCUCCUUGCGACAUAUCACCAUUCGGGCCCUGCCUCUCCCCGCCACUGGACCCACGGGCCUUGCAGUCACCACCGCUGCACCCUCCAGACGUGCCCCUGCCUGAGCAGUACUGGAAGGAGGUGGCAGACCAGAACCAGAGAGCACUGGGAGACGCGCUUGUUGAGAACAAUCAACUGCACGUGACGCUGACCCAGAAACAGGAGGAGAUCGCCUCGCUCAAGGAGCGGAAUGUGCAGCUGAAGGAACUCGCUAGCCGAACCCGGCACCUGGCCUCGGUGCUGGAUAAGCUGAUGAUCACACAGUCCCGGGAUUGUGAGGCGGCGGCUGAGCCCUUCCUGCUUAAGGCGAAGGCCAAAAGAAGCCUGGAGGAGCUGGUCAGCGCCGCGGGGGAGGAUUGCGCGGAAGUGGAUGCCAUCCUGAGGGAGAUUUCCGAGCGCUGCGAUGAAGCCCUGCACAGCCGUGAUCCCAAGCGGCCCCGACUGCAGCCAGAGUCCGUGAACAUGGACAGCAGGCCUGGGAACCUGCACGGCGCUUUCCGGGGGCUGCGCACCGACUGCAGCCGGAGCACGUUGAACCUGAGCCACAGUGAGCUGGAGGAGGGCGGCUCCUUCAGUACCCCCAUCCGCAGCCACAGCACCAUCCGAACCCUCGCCUUCCCCCAGGGCAAUGCCUUCACCAUCAGAACAGCCAACGGGGGUUACAAGUUUCGCUGGGUCCCCAGUUGA
This is a messenger RNA of Saimiri boliviensis boliviensis (Bolivian squirrel monkey), 1158 nucleotides long. RefSeq names its product multiciliate differentiation and DNA synthesis associated cell cycle protein (gene MCIDAS). The record is from RefSeq and is a predicted model, not a curated record. Gene Ontology annotation, cellular component: nucleus. Gene Ontology annotation, biological process: negative regulation of DNA replication; negative regulation of cell cycle. Lineage: Eukaryota; Metazoa; Chordata; Mammalia; Primates; Cebidae.